Messenger RNA from Marchantia polymorpha subsp. ruderalis, 1332 nucleotides. Lineage: Eukaryota; Viridiplantae; Streptophyta; Marchantiopsida; Marchantiales; Marchantiaceae. The record is from the annotation of a GenBank genome assembly.
AUGGAAGCGACUUGCUCUUCCCCGCUCGAACAAGAGUUUCAGCGGCUGAGCAUUGAUUCGGCGAACGAAAAAGCCCAAAGCGGCAGUCGGGAAGACAUGAAUUCAGAUCUAUGGAGCGAACUUCCAGACGCUUUGCUGGACAAAAUCUUCGCCAGACUGCCCCUUAGGAGUCUAUUUCGAACUCGAGUGUUGUCCAAAAAGUGGGACGAAGCGAUAACUCGAUCACUCUCGUUCCAGUCGGAAAUCAGCUCUCUAUCGGCGGGAUGGGAGUCGUACUGCCCGGUGUUUUGGAGUUGGAGCUGCGAGUGGCUGAUCGGCUACGAUCGCCGUUCCAAGCGCUGGCACAAGCUGUUCAAAAUCUCCUACUUUCCGGGCAUAAGCAAAGUGCGCUGGCUCUCGGGAGGCGGUGCAGGAUCUCUUCUAUGCUUCCACCAAGGGGGCUGGAGCGGCGGAGAUCUCUUCAUUCAUGUCACCAAUCCAUUUCUCAGGAGGUGGCACAAAUUACCCAACACCAACACGCCAUCGCGCCCGAUGCUGGACAUCGUUCACGCGGUGCGAUUAGGGUUGAAGGACUACGAGGUCAUAGUCAUCACGCAAGAUGACAGGAACAUGGUGGUCGACGAAGCGGCACCAUUCACAAGCCCUCGCAGCGCGCUUUGCGCCGAGAUUUACAGUCGCGUUGCCGAUUCAUGGACCACGGACAACCUAGGGCCUCUGGUGCCGAGGGACCUGCGAAAGGUAAGCAGUGCGUUCUUCGAGGGCACUCUGUUCUUCGUGCUGGCCAACAGCGGCUUCAAGUCCUUCAAGAAUCUGCGCCUGUUUGCGUACCAGGCCAGACGACGACGGUGGACGGUGCUGGCUCAUCCGUUCGAGGACCAGGACGAUGUGUACCAGUGCGGGCUCGUGGUGUGCGACGCGCAAGUGCUGCUCGUCAUGAUGAACAACCGCGAUCGGCCCCAGCAGAGCUUCAAAUUCCCCGAGGCCAUCCACGGCCCCUCCUACAUCGCGCGCCACAGCAUCCACAUCCACCGCAUCGACCCGGACUCGUUCCAGAUCACAGACCUCUGCCGCGGCCCCGACGAGGACAUCCACGACGCGGAGAUCGUCGAAGGCCUGGCCAGCGACGACCAGUGCCUCUACUUGCAGGCCUACGGGCACGGCAUCGUGGUCCAGUUCAACGUCCUCGAGCGCGCCUGGAACUGCAUCGCCAUAGACUCCGGCCCCGUCCACUACCACUCGCGCCCCGACAUCUCGUCCCGCUGGUUCGGCCCCAACUUCAAGUGGACCAACGUCACGUUCCAGCCGGGGCUCAACCCCUUUGCCAUGCAGUAG